Messenger RNA from Culex pipiens pallens (northern house mosquito), 1910 nucleotides. RefSeq names its product arrestin domain-containing protein 2-like. The record is from RefSeq and is a predicted model, not a curated record. Gene Ontology annotation, biological process: protein transport. NCBI's taxonomy places the organism in Eukaryota, Metazoa, Arthropoda, Insecta, Diptera, Culicidae. The coding region runs from base 152 to 1174 and encodes 340 amino acids. The transcript is spliced from 5 exons. Gene Ontology annotation, cellular component: cytoplasm.
UGAUUUGUGUGGGACUUGCCUGUUGUGUAUGGCCGGCUAGCUCUGCUCGCUCAGUAGUAGUCAGUUCGGAGUUCGGAGUUGCACGUAGAUUUUUUGUUGUUGCUUUUUGCUUCCUCGUAACAGCCAAAAAGUGCACCACCGAGGGACGAAAAUGACGCGGAAGUUGUUAAAAUUUCAAAUUAUCCUGGACCGGGACUCGUUGCUGUACCUGCCGGGUCAAGUGCUGGCUGGAAGGGUGCUUCUGGAAACGCUGGAAAGCACAGCUGUGCUCGGUCUUCACUUCCACGUGCUCGGCGAGUGCACCGUCAACGUGGCCAAGGGCGUCCGGCGGGACAAGUCGUACGACAAGGAGAACUACAUCGACUUCCGGAUGAAGCUGCUGGACGACUUCGACAACAAGCCGAUCCUGCUGUCCGCCGGAGUGCACUGUUUCCCGUUCAAGCUGGGCCUGCCGGUGUCGCUGCCGUCGACCUUCCUGGGGCAGCACGGGUGGAUCCAGUACUACUGCAAGACAAGCCUGCAGGAAUCGUCCGGCAUCACGCACAAAAACCAGCAGGUCUUCAUCGUGCUGAACCCGAUCGACCUCAACCUGGAGGAUCCGCUGCUGAGCGAUCCCUUGGAGGCCAGCGUAAGUCACCGCGUUGGAGUUGGACCGCUCGGAGGGACGAUCCGGUGUAACGUCGGGCUGGACAAGCGAGCCUACGUCCCGGGGGAGAACAUUCUGCUCACCGGAGAGAUCCACAACCAGACCAAGCUGGCCAUCAAGCUGCUCAAGUACGCGCUCGUUGAGACCGUGCAGUUCUUCGCCCACGGGAAGCUGUUGCACCAGGAGCGUCGCGAGUUGGCCGCCCUCGUGCGUGAGCGCAUCAAAUCCGGCAGCCGGGACGUGCUCCAGAACGGACACCUAACCGUGCCGCCGCUUCCACCCACGAACCUGCUCGGGUGUCACCUGAUCCGGAUACGGUACAGCGUUUGUAUCCUCAUCGAGCCGAACCUGAUGGAGCGACAGGUGGCCCUGCGGGUGCCCAUCACGCUGGGAACGUACCCGUACAGGCGUGACGACCAGGACCAGGACCAGGGUGAGAACCUGCAGCAGUGGGUGGAAAACUACGUGCGCUAUCCGUCCACCCUGCCCGUGUCCCGAACCGGCCCAAACCCCCCGCAGCUCGAGUGAUCCGGAUCCUUCCGGAGCGGCGACGACGACGACGACUCUUAAACUCAAUUCCCCAGGAUUAAUCACUAUGCAAUGACUUUAGUAGUUUCGUUCGUACGUACGUUCGUUCGUUUGGCCAGGCCUUGGACAAACGUGCCUCUGAGGCAGCGAGUUGUUGAAGUAUCAAUUACACUGGCCAACUAACACGUGGCGAAAGUUUUGGAACAAAAUGAAUCAUUAACUUAAUCGCUUAAAAUCACGCAAAUAUUUUUGCUCAGUGUUUUUUUAUUACGCUGAAGUGUGCACAUAAAACGACUUGCCAACUUCGAUGGGAAGUCAAACCCCAUCCAAUCUGUUGGCCAGUGUAACCUUUUAACUGCACACUUCUGAAACAGUUAAACCCCGCUGUUUGGACACCACUUUAUUAAAUCUUACAUGUGAUUCACUGUCACCCCCGCUACCAGGACAGAAGCGAAAGUUCACACAACCAGUGUCAAACCAACGGGGUUUUACUGCGUACCCACCUAGCUCUAUUUCUCUCGGCACAGGAUGCAGGAUGCCAUCUCAUGCAGGGCUGACUGACACCAGGCGCCUGCACCUGUGCAAGUGCUCCAACACUAACACACACACACACACACACACACACACACACACACACACACACACACACACCGGUGCAAAAUGUAACACGAUACACUCUAACGAACCACCCAAUGCAGAUGAUGGUAAUACAAUUUAAUAAAGCCUGAUGGAAUUA